Messenger RNA from Peronospora farinosa, 1425 nucleotides. The record is from the annotation of a GenBank genome assembly. NCBI's taxonomy places the organism in Eukaryota, Oomycota, Peronosporomycetes, Peronosporales, Peronosporaceae.
AUGGCAGUCGAUCACGUCACAGAUUCAGCCAAGGGGAGUGUCUUAGUGGCACGCCUCGCAAGCCGCUACUUUCGAACAGGAGGUAUUGUCAAGGGUGUUGUGAGACUUGUAAGCCACCAUGAAGAUCCGGAUGCGUACUCAAAGAUCGCCCACGUAGUAGCUCAAGUUCACGGUCACGUCACAGUGGACAUCAGUUUGCUGACACUUCCAGUAAUUCACGUCCAAUCGCCUCGGUUUGCAUCAAACGAUGAGAAUAAGGAGAAUAAGAAACUAGAGGACGUCGUUGCAGCGCUACCAGACGUGCGCAACUUUUCAGGAAACACGGGCACGUGCAUCUUUCGCGCGACGCCGUCGGUUCUUUUCUCGGACAUUAACAUUGCACCGACUCAAAUUGAGUUAGAAGCGGCUUCUCACAACAAUCAAGGAAUUGCUGAUCCUGUAUCGCUCUUUGAAGCAGCACAAGAAGCAACGGCAGAGCGCUGUACGCGAGAGUUUGCCAUUGCUUUGCCAUGGAACAUCUGCCCAAGCUUUCGUGGUGUAUCCGCCAAGGUCUUCUACGUGAUCUCGAUCACAGCACAAUUUGCAAGUGAUGGAAGUAAAUCUGUGUCUGUACACUUGCCAUUUGAUGUCUAUGGCUCAGAGUAUUUCUUCGACACUGGCACAAUUGCUAGCGCGAAUCACAUUGCCACAAGUCAGCAAAAGGAAGAUGAUAUCACUACGUCAGCCGACAAGAGUGUCGAAACUCAGCAGGUUGUGGGUGGCACUACUCGUGUUGAACGACCCUUCUCCGUGACACCGGCAUCUGUUGGGGUGCGCAAGGGCAAUGAAAUUGCGUUCGAGUUGCGUCCGUCGCUGAUGCAUGGUCGUGUGGAAACAGAGCUAAUGCAGCGCGCGCAGACGAGCAUCUUCACCAUUGGCAAGGACAAUAGUCAUCUGGUGCGCUUCCUACUUCUAAAGCAGUAUUACCAACCAGGGGAAGUUCUGCUGGGCAUUUUUGACUUCACUCGCGCCAGCAUUCCAUGCUAUGAGGUGUCAGCUACGCUCUGCCUCGAAGAGAUUCUUUCGUCAAUGGCGCUGGAUCCAGACCGUGUCGUGCAGUCCAAGGUCUAUGGUAGCUUCCGCGAGCGAACACUAGGCGUGCUGCAGACAAAUGCACGCUUUAGCAUUCCGCAUGACGCCCUGCCGACCAUCAAGACCGAUCUCGUACGCUUCCAGUGGCUUUUACGAUUUGAGUUCUCUGCAGGUGCACCUUCAUCUCCGCUACAAGGCUCAAGCAAUACAACCACUCAGCAGCGGCAAUCGUUCCAAUGGCAUGUGCCCAUCAUUGUCCAGUCUACGAUGACCACAGAACGCAAUCAUUUUGCCAACGUACCGCACAAAUUCUACUCGGGCAGCACUCGUGUGACAUCGCUGUCAUCAUCGUGA